Molecule: messenger RNA, 2449 nt
Organism: Beta vulgaris subsp. vulgaris (sugar beet)
Lineage: Eukaryota; Viridiplantae; Streptophyta; Magnoliopsida; Caryophyllales; Amaranthaceae
Product: BTB/POZ domain-containing protein At3g08570
Exons: 4
Coding region: 439-2292 (617 amino acids)
Molecular function (GO): protein binding
Source: RefSeq, a predicted model, not a curated record
AACUUUAGGAAGUCUGAAUUAGAAAUUUGAAACUUGAUUGUGUGUUAAUAUGUGUGGGGAAGGGUGUUUAAUGAUGCAAUAAUUAGGAUAACAAUGGUGAUAAAUGUAAUAAGCAAUUGUGAGACAAAAAAGCUUACAAAGGUGAAAUCAAAAAAAGAGAAAGUAAAAGCAACAGUUUUUAGUCCACACCCAGAGACAGAGACUGAAGAAGCGCCAGAAAAAAGGAGAAAAAGAAGAAACAAAGAUUUCCCCAUCAUUUCCUCUUCAUUUGUCCUAAUAACCAAAUAAUCCUACUAGAAAGCCAAACAAGGAAAGAAGAAGAGCAAGAUUAUAACCAUAAUGAGUAUGAUAUAAUUGAGGCAGACAAGAAGAGAGAGAAAUAACUAGCUACUGUUAAACUUUGACACAAGCAUAGCACAGCAAAAAGGGUAAACAACAAUGGUGGCAGUGGCUGAAGACAAACAUCAACUCUCUCACCUUCCUCUACAUGAUUCCAAGCUCUGCAAUACUUUGAAUAACCGCAUCUUUCAGGACGUUGCUGGGGACAUAACCAUUGUUGUGGAUGCUGAAUCCUUUCUACUGCACAAGUUUCCCCUGGUUGCUCGAAGUGGGAAAAUCCGGAAAAUGAUAGCAGCAGAUGCCAAGGAUUCAAAGGUGAGCUCCAAGUUGGAGCUCCAUAACCUACCAGGUGGUUCCCAAGCAUUUGAGCUGGCUGCCAAGUUCUGCUAUGGCAUGAACUUUGAGAUCACAUCAGCCAAUGUGGCCCACCUCCGCUGUGCAGCUGAGGUUUUAGAGAUGACAGAGGAAUACCAGCCAGAAAACCUCAUUGCAAGAACAGAAGCCUACCUAGAUGAGGUUGUUGUUCAAAGUAUUGAGAAAGCGGUGGAAGUUCUCUCUGCUUGCGAAUCCCUACCUCUUUCCAUUGUUGAUAAGGUGGGCAUCCCGUGCAAAUGUGUGAAUGCUAUCGCAACCAAUGCAUGCAGAGAGCAGCUGAGUUCGAGUUUCUCUCAAGUAGGUUUCCAUGAUCAAGAGGACUCAGCGGAACUGAAGGAAGAAGAACCUGCUAGCUAUAUUGAUUGGUGGGUUGAAGAUCUCUCAGUGCUAAGGAUUGAUUUCUAUCAGCAAGUCAUCUCAGCUAUGGUGAAAUCAGGUGUUGAUAUUUGUAGUAUCAUUGCAUCUUUGAUGCAUUAUGCUCAAGAAUGGUUAAAGGGAAUUGGGAAACUUCAAAUAUGGAAUCCAGCAAGGUUAAGAUCACACGCUAGCACUCAAGAGCAUGAUCAGAAAGUCAUUGUUGAAGCUCUUGUUGAUCUUCUUCCAUUAGAGAAAUCAAAGUCUUCACCAGUUCCUCUGAGUUUUCUAUUUGGAUUAUUAAGGAUGGCAAUCAUAGUGGAUGCCAACAUCGGCUGCAGGCUUGAGCUGGAGAAGCGGAUUGGUUGCCGGCUAGAAAUGGUUUCUCUAGAUGAUCUGCUUAUCCCGUCUGUUCAUAAAGGAGAUUCCUUGUUUGAUGUUGAUACCAUUUCUAGAAUACUAGUAAACUUUCUUCAGCGAAUGGAAGAUGAAGAAUUUACCGAAGAUCCAUGUGAUUAUGAAUCACAAGGCUUUGGUUCUCCUACUCAUGGUUCUCUAUUGAAGGUUGGACGUCUUAUUGAUGCAUAUCUAGCAGAAAUUGCUCCUGAUCCGUACCUUUCACUGCAAAAGUUCACUGCUAUUAUGGAGACACUUCCAGACUAUGCCCGAGUAAUUGAUGAUGGUCUCUACAGAGCACUUGACAUCUAUCUCAAGGCUCAUCCUACGAUAACUGAAGAUGAGCGCAAGAAGCUGUGCAAAUACAUUGACUGCCAAAAACUCUCACAUGAAGCUUGCAACCAUGCUGCACAAAAUGAUCGGCUCCCAGUUCAUAUGACAGUGAGAGUUCUGUAUUUUGAGCAGCUUCGGUUGAAGAAUGAAAUGUCUGGAAGUUCAGGAGAUGUAUUGUUUUCCCAGAAAAUUAGCAGCGGAAUCCCUAGUGCUGCAAUGUCACCCAGAGACACCUACGCAUCCUUGAGGAGGGAGAACCGAGAACUGAAGCUUGAGAUCUCAAGGUUGAGGAUGAGGCUCAAUGAUUUGGAAAAGGAGCAGACUUGUAUGAAACAGGAGAUGUUGGAAAAGUCAGGAAAUGGUAAGACAUUCUUAACUUCACUCUCAAAAGGAAUAGGAAAGAUUGGGAUUUUCAACACUCCUAGAGGAAACAAGCGACAAAAAUCAGGGAAAAAGGGGAAAACUGGCCGUAGUCGAAGGCACUCAGUUUCUUAGGAUAUCACAUCCAUUCAGAAGCUGCCUCUGCGUGAAAGAAACAUAGAGACAUGAACACCAGAAAUCAGUCCCUGCCAUAACCUUGCUAUAGUAAAAUGUGGAGAUUUUUCAAGAUCAAAUAUCAAAUCAGUGAGUAUAAUCUAGCAUAUCUGAUGAA